Molecule: messenger RNA, 822 nt
Organism: Raphanus sativus (radish)
Lineage: Eukaryota; Viridiplantae; Streptophyta; Magnoliopsida; Brassicales; Brassicaceae
Product: 40S ribosomal protein S9-1
Exons: 3
Coding region: 72-665 (197 amino acids)
Biological process (GO): translation; positive regulation of translational fidelity
Cellular component (GO): cytosolic small ribosomal subunit
Molecular function (GO): rRNA binding; structural constituent of ribosome
Source: RefSeq, a predicted model, not a curated record
UCGUCACUUACAUUUCCCCCUGCGUGACCUAGUUUUCAAUUACCGCCGUUUCUCACUAAGAAGACGUAGCUAUGGUGCACGUUUGCUACUACCGCAACUAUGGGAAGACGUUCAAGGGCCCGCGACGUCCUUUCGAGAAGGAGCGUCUGGACUCGGAGCUGAAGCUGGUCGGCGAGUACGGUCUACGCAACAAGCGUGAGCUCUGGAGAGUCCAGUACUCGCUGAGCCGGAUCCGUAACGCCGCCAGGGAUCUCCUGACCCUCGACGAGAAGAACCCCAAGAGGAUCUUCGAAGGCGAGGCGCUUCUGAGGAAGAUGAAUCGCUACGGACUUCUCGACGAGAGCCAGAACAAGCUCGAUUACGUCUUGGCGCUUACCGUGGAGAACUUUCUCGAGCGUCGUCUUCAGACCAUUGUGUUCAAGUCUGGUAUGGCUAAGUCGAUCCAUCACUCCCGUGUCCUCAUCAGGCAGAGGCAUAUCAGGGUUGGAAAGCAAUUGGUGAACAUUCCAUCGUUCAUGGUGAGACUUGACUCUCAGAAACACAUCGACUUUGCUCUAACCAGUCCCUUCGGUGGUGGCCGUCCAGGAAGAGUAAAGAGAAGGAAUGAGAAGUCUGCCUCCAAGAAAGCCUCAGGUGGCGAUGCUGACGGUGAUGAUGAAGAGUAAAUCUUUCUCUUACCGGGGUUUUAGCUAUGCGGUUUUGGCUAUUUUGUACUUCGUUUGUUGAGGAUUGUUUAAUGCCUUCUUUUUAUCUUUCUUAAAGAGUUUGCGAACGUUUUGCUUAUUUACUACAUUUGCCUAAAUCCAGACUUUUUUCUGCUCA